CAGCAUGGUAUGCAUACUGGAGAUGUGGAAACCAUGUAGCAGAAAGCUUUGAGCAGUUGUGGAUUAUCAGUUUCUCCCAACAGCAAUAAAAAGUGAAGAAUGAAGGUGACUGGAUUUAUUUCCCUAUGGACGUUGGUUUCACUGCCUUGUGGCCGGUUAGCAAAUCCUGCAGAACAUGAAGAUGUAGUAAAGCAUGCCAUAAAGCUGCACCGUGGGAAAGGAGCUGUUAUCACUCAGAGAAAGCAGUGGAUGUUGGAGAGCUGCAGAAAACUGUCUGGUCUUCUUCGCCAAAAGAAUGUUGUUCUCAACAAACUAAAAAAUGCUAUAAGAGCAGUUGAGAAGGAUGUGGGACUGUCAGAUGAAGAGAAACUUUUUCAGGUGCAUACCUUUGAAAUUUUCCAAAAGGAGCUAAAUGAAAGUGAAAACUCAGUCUUUCAAGCAAUCCAUGGCCUCCAGAGAGCUCUACAGGGUGAUUACAAAGAUGUUGUAAAUAUGAAAGAAAGCAGUAGACAAAGGCUGGAAGCCUUGAGAGAAGCUGCAAUUAAGGAAGAAAUGGAAUACGUCGAACUCUUAGCAGCAGAAAAACAUCAGGUUGAAGCCCUUAAGAACAUGCAGCAUCAAAACAAAAGCCUGUCAAUGCUUGACGAAAUUCUAGAAGAUGUCAGGAAGGCAGCUGAUAGAUUGGAAGAAGAAAUAGAAGAGCAUGCCUUUGAUGACAACAAAUCUGUAAGAGGUGUAAACUUUGAAGCAGUUUUAAGGGUGGAAGAAGAUGAAGCCAACUCCAAAAGAAAUGCUUCAAAAAGAGAAGUAGAAGAUGACUUAGGUCUUAGUAUGCUUAUUGAUUCCCAGAACAAUCAGUAUAUCCUUACCAAGCCCAGAGAUUCAACCAUUCCUCGUGCUGAUCAUCAUUUCAUAAAGGAUAUUGUGACAAUAGGAAUGUUGUCUUUGCCAUGCGGCUGGCUGUGCACAACAAUAGGAUUGCCAACCAUGUUUGGGUAUAUCAUCUGUGGAGUACUCUUGGGACCAUCAGGACUAAAUAGUAUCAAGUCUAUUGUACAGGUGGAGACAUUAGGAGAGUUUGGUGUAUUCUUCACUCUCUUUCUAGUUGGUCUGGAAUUUUCUCCUGAAAGAUUAAGAAAGGUAUGGAAAAUAUCUCUGCAAGGACCCUGCUACAUGACAGUUCUGAUGAUUGCCUUUGGUUUACUGUGGGGACACUUGCUCCAAAUUAGACCAACGCAAAGUGUCUUCAUUUCCACUUGUUUAUCUUUAUCAAGCACACCACUGGUGUCAAGAUUUCUUGCAGGUAGUGUUCGAGGAGAUAAAGAAGGGGAUAUUGACUACAGUAGCGUACUACUUGGCAUGUUGGUGAUGCAGGAUGUGCAGCUUGGUUUGUUUAUAGCUGUCAUGCCUACACUUAUUCAAGCAGGAGUGAGCACACAUUCCAGCAUUUUCAAGGAAAUACUGAGAAUACUGAUACUGAUUGGCCAAAUUCUCUUUUCUCUGGCUGCUGUUUUUCUUGUAUGUCUUGUUACAAAGACUUAUCUCAUAGGACCAUAUUAUCGCAAGUUGCAUGCAGAAAGCAAAGGGAAUAAAGAAAUCCUCAUUCUAGGAAUAACUGCAUUCAUCUUCCUUAUGUUAACGAUCACAGAGCUGUUGGAUGUUUCAAUGGAGCUGGGAUGCUUCUUAGCCGGAGCUCUGAUCUCUUCUCAGGGUCACAUGGUUACUGAGGAGAUUAUGUCCUGUAUUGAACCAAUACGUGACUUUCUUGCCAUCAUUUUCUUUGCAUCCAUAGGACUUCAUGUUUUCCCCACAUUUGUAAUAUAUGAACUCACAGUCUUAUUAUUCCUUACAUUAUCCGUGGUCAUAAUGAAGUUUGUCUUGGCAGUGCUUGUGCUUUCUCUGAUUCUUCCAAAGACCAGCCAGUAUAUCAAGUGGAUUGUCUCAGCAGGACUGGCACAAGUCAGUGAAUUCUCUUUUGUUCUGGGAAGUAGAGCACGCAGAGCAGGGAUCAUAUCUCGGGAGGUCUAUCUUCUCAUUCUGAGUGUGACUACUCUAAGCCUUUUACUUGCCCCUGCCCUGUGGAGAGCUGCGAUUAUGAAAUGUGUUCCGAGACCUGAAAGACGCUCAAGCACUUAAGACUUGCACGUGUACAAGAAACAUCUUCUUGCAAGGAAUAUCUUCAUUGCUUAUUCGAUUUCUAUGCACUCAGAAAACAAGAGGUUUUGAGUAGUCAGUCCUCUUAACGUGCACUUGGUUAUAAGCCUUAUACUAACAAACAAAACAAAAUUCAACAUUAGAAAAUAAUUAUCUAAUUUGAAUUGCACACCUCUUACAAAACUUACUUGCUCUCUGACAGAUUAGAAUCUGCUAGGAUUUUUGUUCCUGAUCCAAUCAAUUAUUCAGAGCAUAAAUUAUUUUUUUUACAUAUAGUAUCAUGCAAACU
Balearica regulorum gibbericeps (East African grey crowned-crane) is the source of this 2443-nucleotide messenger RNA. NCBI's taxonomy places the organism in Eukaryota, Metazoa, Chordata, Aves, Gruiformes, Gruidae. The record is from RefSeq and is a predicted model, not a curated record.